Messenger RNA from Melanaphis sacchari, 1152 nucleotides. RefSeq lists its product as uncharacterized. The transcript is spliced from 6 exons. The coding region runs from base 1 to 1152 and encodes 383 amino acids. The record is from RefSeq and is a predicted model, not a curated record. NCBI's taxonomy places the organism in Eukaryota, Metazoa, Arthropoda, Insecta, Hemiptera, Aphididae.
AUGGCGGUUUCUCGUGAGACGGAUGACGUGGGACGGGUCUACGAAGUGGAUAUCACGUAUCCACAAAAUCUGCACGACGUACACAAUGAUAUGCCAUUUCUACCGCACUCCGGCAUACCGAAAAAUUCUUCUGUUCAAAAACUAUUGGCUACAUUUGAGCAUAAAGAACGUUACGUCGUUCAUUAUUUAAAUUUAAAACAAGCCAUUGCCAACGGCCUGAUCGUCGAUAAGGUGCAUAGAGUGCUGGAAUUUCGUCAAUCCCCGUGGUUGGCACCAUACACCACACUCAACACAGAGAUGCGACAACGGGCGACAAACAAGUUCGAAGAACAAUUUUUUAAAGAUAUGGUCAAUUCCGUCUUCGGUAAAACUAUGGAGUCUAUGAGGAAGCGUAUUAAGAUGGAGUUGGUAUCAUGUCCAAUCAGAAUGCAAAAGCUUAUUAAUCGCCCGACCUUUAAAUUAUGCACUACUUAUAGUGAAAAUCUUGCAGCCGUUUCUAUGCAUAAUAAAGUAAUAGAUUUCUGUAAACCUAUUUAUAUCGGAUUUUCAGUACUCGAGCUUAGCAAGACGGUGAUGUACGAUUAUCACUAUAAUGUCAUGAAACGACAUUACGGGGAUAAAAUCAGCUUGUUGUACACCGAUACUGAUUCUCUGCUAUAUCACGUGACGACAGAGGAUUUUUAUGACGAUUUGGCGAACAAACCGAACUUGUUGUCUCGUAUGGAUACCUCCAAUUUACCGACGAAUCACAGGUGCUUCUCGUCGGCACGUAAGAGAAUUCCCGGGCUGUUCAAAGAUGAGACCAAGGGGCGUACCAUGUAUGAGUUUGUAGCACUUCGUGCUAAAUCAUACGCAUACGACAUCGAACGCACCGUUGAAAUCCGCGCCAAGGGAAUUCGCGCUCACGUUCUCAGAAAUCACCUGACUUUCGAGGACCACAAGCGUUGCUUAUUCGAACACGAUGACGAGGGCGACACAACCGGAGAUGAGGAGGAUCUUAACGUGGAAAACGUCUCAAUCCGAUCGUUCAAGCAUCGAGUUAAAACUAUUAAAACGAUGAAAUUGGCCUUGAAUCGAUCGGACGAUAAGCGUCACGUUCUCUCUGACAAUGUGCAUACGCUUGCGCACGGACAUUAUAAAAUUAUAAAUUAA